AUGUCAGGACGCGGAAAAGGUGGUAAAGGUCUUGGAAAAGGUGGUGCCAAACGUCAUCGAAAAGUAUUGCGUGAUAACAUUCAAGGCAUUACAAAACCAGCAAUUCGUCGUUUAGCCCGACGUGGUGGUGUUAAACGUAUUAGUGGAUUGAUCUAUGAAGAAGUACGAGGUGUAUUAAAAAUAUUUUUGGAAAAUGUUAUUCGUGAUGCCGUAACAUAUACCGAACAUGCAAAACGUAAAACGGUUACAGCAAUGGACGUUGUUUAUGCAUUAAAACGACAAGGUCGUACAUUGUAUGGAUUUGGAGGUUAA
This is a messenger RNA of Didymodactylos carnosus, 312 nucleotides long. NCBI's taxonomy places the organism in Eukaryota, Metazoa, Rotifera, Eurotatoria, Philodinida, Philodinidae. The record is from the annotation of a GenBank genome assembly.